Molecule: messenger RNA, 1422 nt
Organism: Pseudocercospora fijiensis CIRAD86
Lineage: Eukaryota; Fungi; Ascomycota; Dothideomycetes; Mycosphaerellales; Mycosphaerellaceae
Exons: 4
Coding region: 1-1422 (473 amino acids)
Molecular function (GO): monooxygenase activity; oxidoreductase activity, acting on paired donors, with incorporation or reduction of molecular oxygen
Source: RefSeq, a predicted model, not a curated record
AUGUCCGAGCAGAAGCAAUUGCAUCUGACAGCUUUCAUGCGACCUGUAUCGCUGCAUACAGGUGCAUGGCGAUACCCGGGCAGUUAUCCGGAUGCCAACUUCAAUCUGCAGCAUUUGAAGUCCUUCAUUCAGAAGCUCGAAGCUGCGAAGUUCGAUGCCUUUUUCAUGGCAGAUCACCUGGCCGUGCUCAAUAUGCCGGUGGAAGCACUGAAGCGGAGCCACACGACUACCUCCUUUGAGCCAUUUACCCUUCUUUCGGCCUUGUCCCAGUGCACGGAACGAAUAGGACUGGCCGCGACGGCAUCAACGACCUACGAUCAUGCAUACCAUAUCGCGAGACGAUUUGCAUCUUUGGAUCACCUCAGUAAUGGAAGAGCUGCCUGGAAUAUUGUUACUACAGGCAACCCCGAUAGCUCCAAGAAUUUCGGCCAAGAAGAGCACAUGCAGCACUCCAAUCGAUACAAGCUGGCUCGAGAAUUCUACGACGUUGUCACUGGUCUCUGGGACUCCUUCGCGGAUGAUGCCUUCCCAAGAGAUCGCGAAAGUGGUGUUUAUAUGGAUCCCGAGAAGAUGCAUGUGCUCAAUCACAAAGGAGAUGACCUAAGUGUUCGAGGACCAUUGAACAUCGCCCGACCAGUCCAAGGAUGGCCCGUCAUUGUGCAAGCUGGUCAAUCCGAGCCCGGACGACAAUUGGCUGCAGAAACUGCAGAAGCAGUAUUUUGCUCACCUAAAGACAUGGAUGGUGCCAAAACACUGUAUAAAGACAUCAAAGAUCGAGCGAAAAAAGCAGGACGGAAUCCGAACCACAUCAAGAUCUUACCCGCCGCCAUGAUUGUAGUCGGAGAUACUGUUGAAGAUGCCCAACAGAAACGACUCAAUCUCGAUUCACUUGUACACUACGACAGUGCUAUCGCCUCCCUGUCGAUUUCGCUUGGCUGCGACGCUUCGCAAUUCGAACCAGAUGCACCAAUUCCAAAGGAACUACCGCCUACGAAUGCCUCACACACUGCUCGCGAAUCCGUAAUCCGACUAGCAGCAGCAGAAGGUUUAACAGUAAGACAACUUGCGCAGCGAUACGGAGGCUACUCCGGACUCGCAUGGGUCGGAACUCCUCAGAGCAUCGCAGAUGGUAUGCAAAAGUGGUUGGAUGAAGGCGCUUGCGAUGGCUUUACUUGCGUAAUGCCAUAUCUCCCACAAGGACUAGAUGAUAUUACGCAGCGAGUCGUACCCGAAUUGCAGCGCCGAGGGAUUUUUAGGAAGGAGUACACUGGAACGACACUGAGAGAACACCUUGGUUUGCCGAGACCACCGAAUCGAUUCUUUUCGGGGCAGACGUUGCCGCCGCAGAUACAAGCGAUGCGGAAUCCCGGGCUGAUGAGCUGUGACGACGAGCAAAAAGGCCGUGGCUCGACCAAACCCUAA